UUGUUUUCUUAAAGGACGCUGGAGCGUGCGGUGUCAUUUUUUAACAUUCCACGAACAUUACUGUUGCCUUACGACAUACUGACAAGCGAAUGGAUAAACACCCCAAAAUGAGAGCUAAGAAGACGUUCAGAAACGAUGAAAAGGGCUCAACAACUGAUGAACCGGUACCAAAACGUGCCAAAACAGACGAAAAUUGUAUUUGGAAGAAACCCGGUCCCGCUGUCAAAGCUCAACGAGUCAGUGAACCAACUGAAGUUAACCGCUUGACAACUCACAGACAAGAUCAGCCACAAGAUGAAGGUUUUAACUCGAGCAACAGGUCAUUAACAGAAGAGCUUGGGGUUAAACAGGACAACGCCGACUGGGUUACAUUUCCACUUUACUCUUCAGGUCAAACUUCAAUGGCGCUAACCACUGAUAACGCAAUUUCUCAGGGUUUCUCAGUUAAAGACACGCCGCAGUCAUUUAACGGCAAUUUGUCCAGUGAGGCGCCUUUCCCAAAAAUAACCUAUCAGCCAAUCAGCGAGACUUAUUUUCCGAUAGCAACCCAUCAGCCAAUCAGCGCGGCGUCUGUAAUAAACCGCGAGCCAAUCUGCGAGGCUUCUGUGCAGGUCAAUACCCGAGGUCUGAACUUCACUCAGCCGCCUUCUGGAGCAGAAAGUGAGGUGGCAAGAUCUCAGAACAAAACAGUUUCUAUCAAAAGGCCCAUGAAUGCCUUCAUCUUAUGGUCAAAGAUCCACCGACCCGCCUUGUCUAAGGCCAACCCAUACGCCAGCAACUGCGACAUCAGUGUUCAGCUAGGGUUAGAAUGGCACAAACUGUCUGAAGAGCAGAAGAAGCCAUACUACGAAGAAGCUCGCAGAAUCAUGGCACAACACAUGGAGAAGUACCCAGAUUGGGUCUAUCAGCCAUGCAGAGUGAAAAAGAAGCAUUCCGCAUCCAGAAGGCCACCGGUCGUCCCUGCGACCCAAGUCUCCACACCCUUCAUUCUGACAUGGGCACAGAGACCUAACCCUUACCCAGAGCCCCUAACAUCAGCGAGAGGGCAGAACAGUCUAAAUUCUCCAG
Sinocyclocheilus grahami is the source of this 1068-nucleotide messenger RNA. Its product is annotated as putative transcription factor SOX-15. The annotation marks the transcript as partial. Lineage: Eukaryota; Metazoa; Chordata; Actinopteri; Cypriniformes; Cyprinidae. The record is from RefSeq and is a predicted model, not a curated record. The transcript has 3 exons.